AUGGAGUGGCUCCAGAAAUAUGUCAGAUAUGGGCGGGAGGAGCUGCAGUGUAAAGAGCCCCCUGAUGUCCGUGUGUCCCGAAAAGUGGAACACGGGAUCCUGACACUGUCCUGCCAUGCAUACAGAUUCUACCCCAGCACCAUUGGGACCAGCUGGAUGAAGGGGAUGAAAUCCCGGAUCGUUCCACACCUGGGCAGGAUCGAAGCGCUGCUGGAGGAGCAGGAGCAGCCCCUGCGCCGGGCGGAGCAUCCCGGAAUGCCAGAGCCUGGGAUCUGCUCCUGGGCUGAGGCUGGGAACAUGGAAUGUGGGAACUGGGAAUUUGGGACUGUGGAGCAGUGGGAUGGGGGUUCCCCUCCCCUCCUCACCAUGCCGUGCUUCCCAGAGCUGGAAUCCAGCAGGAAUCUCACCCUGGUGGUCGCUGUGUCUGUCAGUGCUGCCAUCAGCAUUGUUAUCCUCAUUGGAUUUGGUGUCUGGAAGCUCCAAUCUGGUUCUCCCUAAACCCAACCUGGGGGUCACCCUGUUCUUCUCCCCUUCCCAGACACUUGGAGAUCCCCCCAUGACCCAUCCAGCCCCCCCAAACUCCUCCUUGGGUCACCCCUAAGUCCCCAGUGGGGAUUUCUGUGAGUUCCCCUGUGUUCCCCCAUUCCCAGGACUUUGGGAGUCCCCCCCGACCUGUCUGUGCCCCCCCUGAUUUCUUCCACAGUCCCUCUGUGAUGGUGGGGGCUGGGGUCCAAGUGCUGGUGCCUCCCUGCCUGCAGCAGAUCCAGCACUGAGGGGAGUCCCUUAGCAUUUGGGGUCCCCUGGGGUUAGGGGUCACCCCCCCGGGUCACCCAGGAUCUCCCUGAACACGCUGACACUGCCCAUGCUCAGUGAGAAGGUUCAUUCCCAGCACGAGGCCUCAGCUGUGUCACUGGCAUCGCCCAGGUACCCAGAAAGCCUCCCGGGAACCCCAAACCCUCUGGAACAUCCCAGCUUCCCUGGGACCCCAAUAUCAUCCCUAGCCUCUCCAAAAGCUCCCCAAGACUGCAAAACCCCAUACAGACCCCCCCCAAACCUUCUCAGGACAUCAAAAUUCCCACAGGACGUCCCAACACCCCUCCAGACCCCCUUGAGAAGGUACAUACAUGGCAUGGGAUCCCCAUCUCCGUCGCCAGCAGAUCGGUUUGGGAGUGACCCAGCCCAUUCCCGUUGGCCAGGGAGGAGGAGGAAGACAGUGGGAUAGAGGAGGAGGAAGAAAGAGGGAGAGAGGAGGCGGAGCAGGCAGAGGAGGAGCUGGAGCAGCUGGAGGAAGCACUGCGUGCUUUCAGCUCUCUCUGCACUCGCAGCAGCUUCGGCUCGGGACCAUCGCCCCCCAUCCCGCAGGUGCCUCGGGAGGGGGAGCUCGCCCCAAGUAUCCCGGGGGUCCCUGGGUUUGGGAUUUUUUUGGGGGGAUGUUUGGAGCUUGCAGAGCUCCAAAGCCGAGCCGCAGAUGGCCCUCAGGGGGACAUCGGGGGGUCCCUGGUGAUAUGAAUAAGAAGCUUGACUAGGCCAAUACUCAAGCAGCAAUCAAUUUAUUAAUUAAUAUGGUAAAGUAUGAGCAAUACAGCGCUGGGUACAGUGGGGGGAAUUUUCCCUCCAACUGCACACCGAUAGUUGGGGCUUACAGAUAUUUAUAGGGGUUUUCAUAAGCUUUUUCAGCAGUUUCUAUUCCAAAUGUUUGCGUCACAAUUCUAUACACUAUUGUGAUUUAGUUUUUCUCAGGAUGUAUCUCAGAAAGGAGUAUCCCCAGAUGGUGGGGUCCAGCUUCUGAAGGAAGAAAGAAGUCUCUCAGCUGGUGAGGUCCAGGGUCCAUAUGCGGGUUCAUCUUUGAAUUGCAAGGACUAUAAAUCUCAUACCAGUGAUUUCCAGCUUCCCUUGGUCAAAACUAUCAAUCCUUGAGUUCUUCUUCCUUUCUCAAGCUGGUUUUGCAUAUUUUGUUAAGGUGUCGAGAUAAGCAUCUUUCCUUUUGAUAUAUUCUAAAGCUAUAGUUUCAAAGAUCCUUACUACAAGCAUUAUUCUGAAAUUAUACUUCAAAAGGUUAUUAUUGCAAACUCUUUUUAGCUGGAAGCAGAAAGUUCCUGUCAAACAGCAACAUCCUUAAAGCUUUAAUUCGAAUGCUCCUAAAUCAACUUAAGACUUAUAAAGGUCAAUUGCAAACAAAGGAUAGGUUCAAAGGCCUUCUUCCAUGCUUUACUUCCUCAGUUAUUUAUUAGAAUUGUCUUCAUAACUGUCCCACGGUCAGUUUCCACACAUAUCACAAUCACAGAUAUACACAUUGCCUGUAUGUACCUGACACAAAACACAGCUUUAUAUUUCACAUCAGGAGGUGUUUUUAGGGAGUUGUGGCCAUCCCCUGGCAGGGCUCACCUGCAAACUGGGUGUAGGCUGUGUCUUGGAGGAAGGUGCCACGGCCAAAGUCAAUCAGUUUCAGCUGCCCGCUGGCCAGGUUGAGCAGGAUGUUCUCAGGCUUGAUGUCCCUG
This is a messenger RNA of Passer domesticus (house sparrow), 2498 nucleotides long. Its product is annotated as class I histocompatibility antigen, F10 alpha chain-like. Gene Ontology annotation, cellular component: external side of plasma membrane. Gene Ontology annotation, biological process: immune response. NCBI's taxonomy places the organism in Eukaryota, Metazoa, Chordata, Aves, Passeriformes, Passeridae. The coding region runs from base 1 to 498 and encodes 165 amino acids. The transcript is spliced from 3 exons. The record is from RefSeq and is a predicted model, not a curated record.